Molecule: messenger RNA, 1591 nt
Organism: Cyclopterus lumpus (lumpfish)
Lineage: Eukaryota; Metazoa; Chordata; Actinopteri; Perciformes; Cyclopteridae
Gene: sowahca
Product: sosondowah ankyrin repeat domain family Ca
Exons: 4
Coding region: 8-1591 (527 amino acids)
Molecular function (GO): protein binding
Source: RefSeq, a predicted model, not a curated record
UCGGACGAUGGCGUCUCCGUGCACGGAACAAACCGUGCAGGAGUUCUUGAUGGAGAGGGGAGGGAGGGUCCAACAGAUGGAGCUGACCGAUCAUUUCCUAUCAGUUUCGGGGGAAAUUGACCACUCGAAGGAAGGGGUGGACCGUGAGGCGCUGAAAUGCAUCGUGGACAACGUGGGCUUUGUGAAGGUGGAAAACGGCGUGACAUUUGUUUGUUUAAACACUGAAGGCAGCGCGGAGUCGGUGAUGCGGACAGACACAGGCGGCCACGAUCACGCGGAGUGCAAUGGCAAUAUCCAGGAGACACUGGACAACAACUAUGUCAACGGCAACCCUGACACCGGAGAACAAACAGGAGCAACCAGCUCCUUGGCUGCCAGCCUGGACAAUGACAAACAGUCAAAUGGCAAUGGGCAACCUGCAGCCCCCUCCCAGAAUAAUGAGACCCACACAGCUACUCCUACAUCUGGUGGAGGUGGGGAGGUAAAGCUAAGGGAGAGGAGAAGACGGGAGUCCGCCCCUGUGAUUGGGAUUGCGGAUCUGGACCAGGCUCACCCUGCAGGGUCUCACAGCCAGCAGGUGAGAGGGGCGCGCAGGGUGUCCAAGGGUUCCCAACGGGCCUUGCUGACCAGCUGCCUAUCCGAAGACAGCGCCUGGGAAGGGCUGGACUUUGUUGGAGAUAUCCACACACCCAAGGGAAGUCGCAGGAACUUCAUUGAGCUGAUGAUGAGUAGUUCCCCUCAGGUUCGGAGGUCUCUGAUUAACCGUGGUUCACGCCUCCGAGACUCAGUGAGGAGUGAUGGAGAUUCGGCAUCGCUCCUCUCCUCAGCCACUGAUGAGGACUGUGGGUCAGUGACCCUGGACCCACUGGAACAUGAAUGGAUGCUGUGCGCCUCAGAUGGACUGUGGGAAAGCCUGCAGCCCCUGCUCGCUGUGGAACCCAGCCUCGUGGCCAAGAGAGACUUUGUCACUGGCUUCACAUGCCUCCACUGGGCGGCCAAGCAGGGCAAAGCAGAGCUGCUCACCCAGCUGCUGGUCUUCUCCAAGGAGAACGCUAUACCUGUGAACGUGAAUGUGAGAUCAAGUGCUGGAUACACACCGCUACACCUGGCAGCUAUGCACGGACACACACAGGUGGUGCGUGUGUUGCUGUCCGACUGGGAGGCAGACCCUGAGGCUCGAGACUACAGUGGGAGGAGAGCCAUCCAGUACCUGUCCCCGCCGCUGGCUGCUGACCUGCAGAAGGAGGGAGUGGUCACAUCACCGGGGGCCGAGUCGGACAACGAAAACACCAACAGCAGCAGAGUGCGCGGGUGGCGAUUUCCCAGAGUUCUCCAGGGCAAUCUGAACCCACUGCGGCUCCUGAACCCACCCCCCAGGGCAGCAGAGGAAAGAGUCGUGACUGAGAGGACCAAAGGGGGGAUGCAGAGGAAGUCUUCUCUGAGUCGACUGAACGCCCGGCUGCAGCGAGGACGACACCGUGCCCAGAUCAUCCACAGCGUCUCCUUCAGGGACACGGGGGAGGUGGGAAGAGGAGAGGAGCUCCCCAGCAGCCCUCUCCGAACGCGACCACUAUCCAACUUGUUUGGAUGA